UUCCCCGAUCUAUACCCUCCCAACACCACUUGUACCUACAUUCUUGAUGGUCUACAAGGAGAUCAAAACCUCGAAAAAGUCAUUCUCACAUUCGAGGAAUUUGCUGUACUCUCCGAUGAUGACAGUACCGUCAUAACCGAACCACCAAGUUUGGACGAUAUCACCUGUCCUGUUGCCUGGGUUGGCGUAGCUACUUCGGAUGCGACAAUGAAAGCCACACUUUCGUCGACUGAUGAGAGCAACUAUGAGUCGACUUUAUGCGAAAGGAUACCAGCAUCGUCGCCUUUAAUGGGCCCAUAUGUAAGCGAAGGCCCUCGAAUGGUGGUGCAAUUUGGUACGACCGACAAACUUGUCACUGAUGGGCUUCGUCCUAAUGGGUUUAAAGCAAAAGUGGAGUUCAAAACAGGUAGACCAUCAAUUUUCAUUUUCCUAUUUUUAGAUUUGCUAUGGAUGAACACUGAGUCAAUAGAACAAAAUUUUUGUAGUAAAAAUAUUAAUAUGGAUGCAAAUAUGUUAAUAAAAUAUCUGCUCAGUAAAGAGAUUGAUGUCAGUUUCAUUUCUUUUUCGCACAAACGUAGCGGAAACUCUAGUAGGUAGCA
This is a messenger RNA of Cylicostephanus goldi, 599 nucleotides long. Lineage: Eukaryota; Metazoa; Nematoda; Chromadorea; Rhabditida; Strongylidae. The record is from the annotation of a GenBank genome assembly.